AUGUUCGAAUGCACCUGCGAAGUGGACUACAUCCCACCCUUCAUGAUCGCAAUUCUGGUAGCGAAAUGGGUCUCGGAUGCGUUGAGUAGUGAGGGCGUGUAUGAUCUCGCGCAGACGGUAUUGGAACGUCCGUUUUUGGAUCCGGAGCAUGCCUUGGGCAUUCUCAAGGCUAGGAGACUUAUGGUCGCGGGGCUUGUUCUGGUUGAUGGCGAUGGGAUGUUGCAUGGGUAUCUUGCAGAAGGAGAACUGGACUUCGCUAUCCAUGAAUAUAGCGUGCUCAAGGAUGACGAAUCGGUCGACUUGUUGCAGGGUCCUCUCUCGGCGUUCGUUGAUCGGACACCUUUGACGAUCUGCGCCAAAGCACCAAUGGAGUAUGCUGUUGAGAUGUUUGGGAAACUGGGAUUGAAAUAUCUAGUUGUGAUCGAGGAAGGGACUGCGAAAGUUGUUGUACUGUUUUCAAGUUUACACACCGCAACAACCACAACAGCCAGUCCUAGCCAAUUAUUAUCUGCACUCCUCUGCGCCGAACCAACAUUCGAGUCUUUGAAGGGAGAGCUAUUCGUCGAGUCUUCCGAUUGUGCAGAAGAGAUCUUACUGGCCCCUUCCCCACCAGAGCUCGUCGAUGCAGGUGCUAUUUUCGUGGUUACCGGCGAAGUGCUCAAGCUGCUACUGCUCGCUACUCCUGAAGUCGGGGAAACAGAUGAUGAUAACGUGGAACUUGUGGAUGCAGAUAUCAAAUUCGUUAACAGCGAGCCAGAAAGCGUACUUGUUCUCUCAAUCGUGACCGGAAACACAAGUGUCAACGUCGACCCUCCCUGUGCUGUAGUGAUCGUAGCAGUCGAUACGGAAUACUCGAUAUACUCUGAUGACCCCGGAGUAGUAGAGGCCACCGCUGCACUCCCACUCGUUUCACCGCCCAUCGUAACCGUCGUCGUAACCUGA
This is a messenger RNA of Lachnellula hyalina, 942 nucleotides long. RefSeq lists its product as uncharacterized. Lineage: Eukaryota; Fungi; Ascomycota; Leotiomycetes; Helotiales; Lachnaceae. Gene Ontology annotation, molecular function: voltage-gated chloride channel activity. Bases 1 to 942 code for a protein of 313 amino acids. Gene Ontology annotation, cellular component: Golgi apparatus; early endosome. The record is from RefSeq and is a predicted model, not a curated record. The transcript has 4 exons.